Messenger RNA from Entamoeba nuttalli P19, 477 nucleotides. RefSeq names its product glucosamine 6-phosphate N-acetyltransferase, putative. Lineage: Eukaryota; Evosea; Mastigamoebida; Endamoebidae. The coding region runs from base 1 to 477 and encodes 158 amino acids. Gene Ontology annotation, cellular component: endoplasmic reticulum; Golgi apparatus; endoplasmic reticulum-Golgi intermediate compartment. The record is from RefSeq and is a predicted model, not a curated record. Gene Ontology annotation, biological process: UDP-N-acetylglucosamine biosynthetic process. Gene Ontology annotation, molecular function: glucosamine 6-phosphate N-acetyltransferase activity; monosaccharide binding. The transcript is spliced from 2 exons.
AUGACUUCAUUGUUUAUUUCACCAAUUCAAUUACCUCAAGUUGGAACAAUUCAAUUUAGAGCAUUACAAAAAGAAGAUUAUGAUAAAGGGGUAUGUUCAGUUCUUGAACAAUUAACUUCUUGUUCAACAGAUAAAAACAAAUUUAACGAUGUAUUUGAUUUAAUGAAGAAAGAAAAUAAUUAUUACAUUGUUGUUGGUGAAGAUCUUUCCACCUCCCAAAUUAUCCUUACUGGUACAUUAUUUAUAGAAUCAAAAAUCAUUCAUAAUGGCUCUUCUGUUGGUCAUAUAGAAGAUAUUGCCGUAAGUAAUUCGUAUAGAAAAAUGAAUUUAGGUAGGAUACUGAUCGAUACUUUAGUGAAACUAGGACAGGUUAACUCUUGUUACAAAAUCAUUCUUGACUGCUCUUCUUCGGUUUUACCAUUUUAUGAGAAGUGUGGACUAUCUAAAAAGGGACAUUUUAUGGCAAUUUAUUUUUAA